UUAACAUGUAUGAUUUAUUAAUGUCAAUUUAUACUGCGUGAGAGUGUGAAUGUAGAAAAAGAAUAUGGCACACUGAAGAGAGUGAGUGGGUGAGAGAAAGAGACAGAAACAAACAGCAGGUGGCAGUAACUACAAGGAAUAGUUACUAAGAAUAGGCACUGACAGUGGAUGGCAAAUAUACUUUUUAACAUAUCAUUGUUGUCGAGUUAUGUAGGCUAAUACAAAAAUCUCUUGUCACCGAUUUUAAUCCUGAAGGUUCUAAGACCCACAAAAAUACUGGAUAAAAACCGUCAGGAUUGUCACGACGGAUGUUUAAAGAGCCACAAACACACAUCAUCUAAACAAUUUACGAAGACAUUCUUUGCGAUGUAAUAAAGCAAUAAUAGAAGGAAAAAAAAAUGGAGUAACUAAAUAUUUUAUAAAAAGAUAGACUCGUCGAUAUAAGAUCAUAGAUUAUGCAAAAGGUGCCUGGAGUCUCCAAAAUAUUCGGAAAAAAUUCUUAUUUCUGAAUAUAGAGCAUCAUAGAGAUGUUGCUAUGUAGCCAAAACUGUUUGAUAUUCCAGUGAGAUUUGACAGAUGUAGACAUGAACCAAUAGCGUCCUUAGGGAACGCCUAGACGCUCCUCUUUCCACCAAUCGGCACUUGGAGGAGGCGGGACUUGUGUUCCUCUGCUCCGAUUGAAUUCGUGCAGUAUCAAUUACAGUGGACGCCUGGACAACAGAGCUGACGCUGGGUACCACUUUGAUGGGGGAUGCCACUGUCUUUUGAUAUUAUCUUUUCAAAUAUGGUUUCUUUUCUCUCUGAAGUCAAAUAAACGUUCACGCACGUAUAUCGCCAUUUUAUCGCAGCCCGUGGCCUGGACGCGCUACAUUUACAUUUCAUUCCAGUGUUUCACCAGUAUAGCAGCGCCGGAAUGUAUCUCUCCGGGAUUUUCAUCGGUAAGAGAAUAUUAAAGUGCUUUAUACUGAUUUUGUGAGUCAUUAUACGAAAUGAACAGCAUUCGUUGUCUUGCAUCCGAAUGAAACCGUGCGCAUUGCAGUGCGGUUUGUUUUCGUUUCGUAUUUUGGGGUGUCACACGCAUCACCUAAUCGAUAAUCGAUUAAGUGGUCUAGGGGCAGAUGUCACGCUUUCUUCUAUGCCAUCAUCAGCACUGUAUUUGAUACAGUGCAGCUCUAUUUGGACAUCACUGGCUCUCCUGUGUCAUAAAUGAAAAACAAAUCCUACCAACUAAAAUUCACACCACCAUGGGAGAAAAAUGCUGGUUUUGGAAGGAAACACAAGCCUUGCACCAGAAACCACACCAAAAUAAUAGCCAACCCUGGCAUUGUAAUGAAAGUGCUGCGCCGGAAGAAGAUCAUUAUGUUUCUUGCCUAUUUUCUGCUGGUGGCUUUGACCAUGUUGAACCUGGCUAAUUAUAAAUGGACCAAAGAGCCACAGCAAUGCAACCAGCCAAUGCAGGGAAUGCCUUUCCAAAGCAGAUCGGACAUCCGUUUUCUUUACAAAGCCCCCCAGAUCAAGAAAAGGCAGCUUGUGUAUGUAUUGACCACUUGGAGGUCCGGUUCAUCCUUUUUCGGCGAACUGUUCAACCAAAACCCAGAUGUGUUUUUCUUGUAUGAACCUAUGUGGCAUAUCUGGCAAAAACUGUACCCGGGGGACGCUGUGUCCCUCCAAGGAGCUGCCCGGGACAUGCUGAGCUCUCUUUACAGGUGUGAUUUCUCGGUUUUCCAGUUGUACAACAGCCCUGGGGGAAAGAACAUAACCUCGCUUGGACUGUUUGGUGCCACUCUCAAUAAGGUCAUCUGCUCGUACCCUAUUUGUUCGUCCUACAGGAAGGAUGUAGUUGGCAUGGUGGAUGAUAAAGUUUGCAAAAAGUGCCCUCCACAGAGCCUCCAAGUCCUGGAGGAGGAAUGUUUGAAGUACAACACUAUAGUCAUUAAGGGAGUCCGUAUUUUGGAUAUCAGCGUUUUGGCCCCCUUGAUGGAGGACCCCUCUUUGAAUCUGAAAGUCAUCCAUUUAGUCCGAGACCCCAGGGCGGUGGCCAACUCCAGGAUUAAAUCUCGGCAUGGACUCAUACGGGAAAAUCUGCAAGUCGUGCGCAGCAGAGACCCCAAGCUGCGUCGUGUGCCAUUUGUGGACCCGAACCACAAAGUGAACAAAAAGGACGGUGCAGACUAUCACUCCAUAGGAGCCAUGGAAGUGAUUUGUGAACGGACAUCCAGAACUCUGAAAACCGCCCUCCACCCGCCCACCUGGUUCAAGGGGAAAUACAUGACUGUACGUUAUGAGGACUUAGUGGAAAACCCUGUUAAAACGGUUAGGAAUGUUUAUCGCUUCGUCAACCUUUCGGCCAAUCAUGACAUUGAGGCCUUCGCCACGAAUAUGACAACAGGAAGCAGCGCCUCCUCUAAACCCUUCAUCGUUUCAUCCAGGAAUGCAACACAAGCUGCGAGUGCCUGGAGAACUGUGCUUAACUACCAGCAGAUCAGGCAGGUGGAGGAGUAUUGUCAGCAUGCAAUGUCUCUGCUCGGAUACCUGCGUGUGCGCACAUCCGGGGAGGCUAAGGAUUUGAGCAAAUCGUUGUUGACGCUGCCCAAAAUCUAAAGAGUCGCCAAAGACAUUUGUUUGAUUGAAGUCAUUGUGUUUUGCAUUUGUGCAGAAAGCAGCCUGGUUCGCAUUCUUAACAAACUGUUAUUUAUGUUCAGUGCUUAAUGGCUCAGUGGAAUGUAUCUGUUUGCAUCAUACUGUACUCAGCCACUUAUGUUGGGACCAGAAUAUUGUCUGUGCAUUACCAGAUGUCUGACCAAAUAAGAGAGGAAAACAAUUACCUUGUGUACAAUGUGUCAUUAAUCAUUAAAGGUACAGCAAGAUAUUUAUUUAACCAAAAAAUGUAGAUGUAGUUUUGGCUUUGUUAUAUUCCUGAUUAUGCAAAACAAAGCUAAUUUUACAUUGCAUGCGAGACGUCUAUCUACAGAAUUCACACAGUCACGGAAAACAUGGAAAUAACAGGGAAUUUUUGAAAUUGUGGUUUCCAGCAGGGUCGCGCAAUAAAUCGCAAUCGCAAUAAAAUCGCGAUAUGAGCAUGCUUAAUUUCUUUUUUUUUCUUUCUUUUAUUUUACUCUGAAUUCUGUGAUGUUUAAUUCACUAUUCUGAUUGUUGCACAUCUUCUGCACACUGAAAAGUUAUUGCAGAAUGCAGUGAGGAAAAAAAGGUUCCAGUGAGACAACAGGAAUAGGGAAUAAAGAACAAAGACGCUAUCAUCUAUCACUUAUGCAAAGACUAUGUUUUUUCCGCUCCUGAAAUGUGUUUUUGAACACUGAAAUUUCAGAAUGUAAAAUGUAUAAAUAAGGAAAAAUAUCUGCCAAAAUCGCAAUUAAAAACCCAAUCGCAACAUCUAUUAAAUCAUUGCAAAAUUAGUUUUUUUGUUCAUAUUACAGGGCCCUUAUUUCUAGGCCUGGAAGUCAUGGAAAUUAACCAAAUCCUAAAACGGCACGGUAAUUUCUUUAGUAAAUAUACAUUUUUCUAGUUAUGCUCUGCUCUAAAAAAAUUUAAUCUGCUAGAAAUUUAUGUUUAUAAAAAUACAUUUUUGAAAAUCUACUAAUCACGAAUGACUUGAAAAAUCAUGGACAUUAAAUGUGCACUCAGUAAUUUUUUUCCUCAUUUAAAAAGUUUCACUUCGAAAGAAAUUAAUUGUAAUGUUGAAACAUAUGUAUAAAAUCAUGACCACUCAUGUGAGAUAAAGAGUUCAGUCAUUUCAGUAACCUUAUAAAAGCUCUUUUAUUCUACAUGGGGCAGGGGCGCCUCAUGGGGGCAGCCAUGUUAGCAUCACGUGACCAGCUGAAUACUACUUGCUUAAUCUCAGUAACUACCCUGUUAUUGGACACUGUCAUUCAUGGAUUAAAUUAAGCCUGUAUUACUGUGCAUAGUACAUUUCUACAAUGGCAUCGGUAACUGAAUACUACUGUGUUUGAAUGAUGUAGCAUCCAGGCCACUAGGUGUCAGUGUAAGCCAUUCUUCAGUAUACUUAAAAAACUGAGUGCACGUUUAAUGUUUUAAAAGAUCUGGGAACCCAUAGUUUAAACAACAACAGUUACUUUCAGUACGAUUUACAUGUGCAGUUAAAAUCGAGCAGCAGCGAGUUUUUGCAUAGUCGAGCUACUGUCUUCAUCUUCACCAACGUGACUCAGUGUGUAUCGAAUAUUUGAAGGAAAGACGACAAAUAUGCCAGGUUAAAUACACAUGUGUCACCUCUGUCUUUCGGAGCAUGCGCACAAUGCUGAGGCCAGUUGUGGUCUGAUUAACGUGUACAUGCUGGCCUAAGCCGAGUUACAAUAGCAUUAUCUAAGUUUAUCCGACUUUGCAAAAAUCUGACUGGUAUGAUUUCAGUCGGACUAAAGCAUUUCCAUGACAUUUUAAAAAGACUAAUUGUUUUAGUCCGACUGAAAACUAAUUUUAAAGUGCAUGUAAACGUACUGAUUGUCCUGUUGGUCUAAUUCAAAUUAGAAAAAAAAAUUAUUGUGUGGAGCUCUAAUAAAUUCAGUUGAGACUUGCCCUAAUUUCUGCAGACUUUCUCUGGGUUAAUGCUCUCAUAAACUGUCUUAGUGCAACAUAUUAACUCGCUCCCAGCUGCACACUUUGUCUCAGUUUCACUUCUAAUACUAUAUGAGAGGUAUGUUUAUGUGAUUUGUGAUGUAUUUCACACCCAAGGGCAUUGAAGGAAUAACAGUCAUUGGUGUGCCCUUAUUUGAAUGAGGCCAGUAAUACUGCAUUCUUACGGCAUGUCAAGCAGGUUUUAAUAUAACUUUCCACCUCUUAUGCAAGUGCUGAAAAAAUAUAGUUGUUAAAAGAAUGAAGAUGAAUUUUCUUUUGUGAUGAUUCGAUAUCACAUUGCCACUGAACUACAGAGCUUCAGAUGAAUGUCUGUCUUCUUCUCUGUGGUUGAAUUAAACAGUUGUGCUACUGUUUUGAAAAUCCUAUAGAUGUCACAACAUCUUAAAAUACUGCCUGCCAUGUGACAAAAGAGUAUCAUCUCUUUAACAGUAUGCAAAUGUGUUCCAACAUAGCAGCACUUAUUUAAGUUGCACUCUGCUGGGAAUCCUAAAGCUGGAAUGCACUGUAUUCAUGGCUGUUUAUUCUUUCAUAAUGUUAUAGUUGCUGUGUAAAUAUUGCAUUUAAAUUAUGUAGGACGUACCUACACAUUGCACAGGGAAAUCUCUACACUAACAUUCUUGCUAACUCAAAGGGCAGUCACAGUACACUUUGUGUUCUAUACACUUUCAUGCAUGGAAGAGCAGGAACUGAAGGAUAUACGUAG
This is a messenger RNA of Myxocyprinus asiaticus (Chinese sucker), 5311 nucleotides long. Its product is annotated as carbohydrate sulfotransferase 2-like. Gene Ontology annotation, biological process: N-acetylglucosamine metabolic process; sulfur compound metabolic process; carbohydrate metabolic process. NCBI's taxonomy places the organism in Eukaryota, Metazoa, Chordata, Actinopteri, Cypriniformes, Catostomidae. Gene Ontology annotation, cellular component: Golgi membrane. Bases 1207 to 2601 code for a protein of 464 amino acids. The record is from RefSeq and is a predicted model, not a curated record. Gene Ontology annotation, molecular function: N-acetylglucosamine 6-O-sulfotransferase activity. The transcript has a single exon.